This is a messenger RNA of Prorocentrum cordatum, 968 nucleotides long. NCBI's taxonomy places the organism in Eukaryota, Dinophyceae, Prorocentrales, Prorocentraceae. The record is from the annotation of a GenBank genome assembly.
GCUCGCGGAGUCCUCCGACGGGGUGUUCGUGUUCGCGGCCGGGGCCCUCGAGGUCGACGCGCCGCCCGCCGGCGGCGCCUGCCGCGUGUACCCGGAGGCUGGCUCGUCUGCGAGCACAGAGUUCCUUCUGUCCUCCUUGGACUGGGUGGACGACGACCUGCCGCUGCUGCACAGGUUCUCGUGGGCCGCGGCGGGCGGCUCCCGCUGGGCGGCCCUCGCGGCGUGGACGCAGGACCAGCACCUCGGCCACCUCGUCUUCUUUGAGGCUGGCGUGCACACGAUCCGCGCCGAGGCGAAGGACACCCUGGGGUCGUCCGCGAGCGCGCUGGGCACAGUGACCGUCGUAGCGCUCACCGCCGGCAAGAGCGACGGCGAGCUGCUCGACGUGCUCUCCGCCAUCGUGGUCGCGGGAAACCGCUUCUCGACGGCGGUAGCCAUCGGCGUGGCGGCGAAGGCGAGCUCCAGCGGCGACCCAGCGUUCUCCUCGUCCCUCCUGGAGACCCUGAACGUCAGCGUCGGGCUCCUGGACCCCGCGCCCGAGUCGGUGGCCCUGGCCAGCGCGGCCAUCUCCCGCGUCGUCGCCGGCGCCGUGCGAGGCAACGCCUCGAUCGACGUGGCCCUCGCGUCGCAGGCCGUCGGGAGCGUCGCAGGCGUGGCCCGCGGGGCGUCCGCGCAGGGCAUGGCCGUCGACUCGGGCUCCGCGCUCGUCGGAGCGCUCGGCACCCUCAUCAAAAGCGUGGCCGCGCUCACCGACGUCCCCUCGCAGGAGCUCCGCGAGCAGAUCGGCGAGGCCGCCGCGGCCGUGGGCGACGCUGCGCGUGCCGGCCUGGCGGCGGGCGAGAGCGUCUUCCUGCAGGAGGGCGCGUGGGUGCUGGGCGCGCCGCUGGCCUCGUGCGCGGAGGCCUGCAGCGCUGCGGGCAUGGGGUGCUCCGAGGCCAGCUUGUGGGGCCAGCGCGCCGCCUUCGACA